Molecule: messenger RNA, 1369 nt
Organism: Ictalurus punctatus (channel catfish)
Lineage: Eukaryota; Metazoa; Chordata; Actinopteri; Siluriformes; Ictaluridae
Gene: polr3h
Product: polymerase (RNA) III (DNA directed) polypeptide H
Exons: 7
Coding region: 212-856 (214 amino acids)
Biological process (GO): transcription initiation at RNA polymerase III promoter; DNA-templated transcription
Cellular component (GO): RNA polymerase III complex
Molecular function (GO): DNA-directed RNA polymerase activity; DNA binding
Source: RefSeq, a predicted model, not a curated record
GCGCGGAUUACUGUCGUACCUCCACUACAACACACGACACGUGCGGCUUUCCGGGGAUUUAUAUAUCUUUUUAAACAGCUAUUUAUGGAAGCGUUGUAAUGUGAUUUCAGUUUAACACAAUAAACACACAAUUACAACGCAAUGUAGAUCCAAUGCAGUUUCGACUAGAGUGAUAGCUGGCUUCUACAUAAGGAGAUAAAAGCCCCGCAGGAUGUUUGUGGUGGUUGAGAUGAUCGACACCGUACGGAUUCCUCCGUGGAAUUUCCACCGGCAGCUGAACGACGCCAUCGCUGAGGAGCUCAACAAGAAACUGGCCAACAAGGUCGUGUAUAACGUAGGCUUGUGUAUCUGCCUGUAUGACAUCACUAAACUGGAGGACUCGUACAUAUUUCCCGGGGACGGAGCCUCUCAUACUAAAGUGCACUUCAGGUAUGUAGUGUUUCACCCGUUUCUGGACGAGGUGAUGGUCGGGAAGAUCAAAUACUGCAGUCAGGAAGGAGUGUAUGUCAGCCUCGGAUUCUUCGACGACAUCCUUAUCCCACCCGAGUCCCUACAGCAGCCUGCUAAGUUUGACGAAGCCGAGCAGGUGUGGGUGUGGGAGUACGAGACUGACGAAGGCGCUCACGACCUCUACAUGGACCAGGGCGAGGACAUCCGCUUCCGGGUCGUGGACGAGUUCUUCUUGGAUACAUCUCCCACCGGGCCCACCAAAGAACCCGAGGCACCCGCUCAAACCGCCAGCGCAGCGCCUGCAACCGCUACGGACGACGGGACGCAGAAGAAAGAGUCUCCUUACACACUGGUGGCUUCCAUCAGUGAGCCAGGUCUGGGCUUGCUGUCAUGGUGGAGCGGCUAACGACGGCACAAAACGACGGCCCGUGCUCCGUGGUGGCGAUCCGGUUAUCAGUAACUCUGCAUCAUUUGACCUCGGGAACCAGAGAGAGGGAUUUACUCCUUUCUGGUGCUGUAGACCGACCGACCUCACGGCGUCUCUCUGGUGCUCCUCUACCGCGACCUCGUUUCGUAUCGACGUUUGACGCCUGUAUUGGAUUUUGACCGAAAGCUCGCCGAACCAAUCGGAGAGAAGUGACCGUGUCGAACUGAGCUCAUCAAAAUUGCAUGUCCUUCUGCUCUGUCUCAGAAAUAGAUGACCUUCUUCUUCAAAACAGUGCAGCGAUCUCAUUCUGUUUCAGUCACGGUCACUCACCUGGUGCGAGUGCUAAUCUUACUGUGUGGGGAGGGAAAGAAGACGUUUAUUCUGAUUUAAAAUGCACAUUAUCUCAGUUGCAGGACCAUUUUGGUCCAUUGAUUGCUGUGCGUCAAGGAGUUGCUGAUCAUAUAAAAUAAAGCAAAAAUGUAUUUAAACGUU